Molecule: messenger RNA, 747 nt
Organism: Chenopodium quinoa (quinoa)
Lineage: Eukaryota; Viridiplantae; Streptophyta; Magnoliopsida; Caryophyllales; Amaranthaceae
Exons: 2
Coding region: 1-747 (248 amino acids)
Molecular function (GO): nucleic acid binding; RNA-DNA hybrid ribonuclease activity
Source: RefSeq, a predicted model, not a curated record
AUGGAGAUUCAUUGCCUUCGUGACUGUGUAACUGCGAGAUUGAUUUGGGAUAAGUGCGAGUUGAACGUGGAUAGUGGUGCAAAGUGCAGAAAUUUUGCUGACUGGGCAUCGGUGUUGCUCGAGGAGCUGCAGAGUUAUUCUCAUGGUCUGCUUAUAACCACUUGUUGGGCAAUUUGGAAGGCUAGAAACAGGUGGAUAUUUGAUAGGGAUGCGUGCAAUCCAAAUCAAUCAAUGGAGUAUGUCUUGAAGUUAAUGAAGGAGCUUCAAAAGGAGGAACAUGGGCAUGUGAGAGGUGGUGGUUCAUCUCGAUCUAAUGGAGGGGCUUCUGUUGGUGUUAUUGUGCGUGAUUCGAAGGGUGCAGUGAAAUUUGCUGUUGCGUGGAGGGUGCAGGACUGCUGGGAACCUGCUGUUGCCGAGGCUAAGGCUAUUCUGAUGGGACUCCAAGCUGCUGUGGAGUUCGGGCUUAGAAGCCUUAUGGUGGAGAGUGAUAGUCUUAGCUUGAUUACCGCAAUUAAAUCACAGGAUAGAGGGGGAAGUAGCUUACAUAUAGUGCUAGAUGAUAUAUAUGAUGUUAGUGGUUUGCUUAAUUUUGUUUCUUGGUCUUUUACUCGUAGGGAGGGAAAUAAAGUUGCCCAUGAGCUUGCACAUUGCUUGCCAAGGGACACUAGUAGUCGUAUUUGGUUUUCAAAUUUUCCAAGUUGUAUUAUUCCGAUUUUGGAGUUGGAUCUCCCUAUGAAUGAAAGCUAA